Molecule: messenger RNA, 6755 nt
Organism: Scophthalmus maximus (turbot)
Lineage: Eukaryota; Metazoa; Chordata; Actinopteri; Pleuronectiformes; Scophthalmidae
Gene: tubgcp6
Product: tubulin, gamma complex associated protein 6
Exons: 25
Coding region: 335-6265 (1976 amino acids)
Biological process (GO): meiotic cell cycle; cytoplasmic microtubule organization; microtubule nucleation
Cellular component (GO): equatorial microtubule organizing center; spindle pole; gamma-tubulin complex
Molecular function (GO): microtubule minus-end binding; gamma-tubulin binding
Source: RefSeq, a predicted model, not a curated record
CGGAUACAAUUUUUGUUGUAGCUCCGCGGCUGUUCACGGGAGAUGAAUGAAGCGACUAGCUAGUCUCAAAUUAGCGACAACAACACCGCAACAUGUAAACCAGAUACGGGAUAAUAAUAAAAAACACUCCCGGAGCUGCUCACAGUUCCAGCCCCCUCGACUCUGAAUGUGUGGCGCAUGAACUAAACGGGAAAACCUAUUGCUCCAGCGACAGCCUGCUAAUAACAGACGUUAGCAUGUGUGGGAAGGAGCGGGUGGAUGCAGAACCGCAGCUGUCGUAGCUGAAUCGACUGACAACACCCCACCACCAGAGGGCUGAGGCCACAGUGGCACCAUGAACCCGGGCCCGACACACCCCAUGAAGCCCAGCUGCGGCGGCAGCAGCAGCAGCAUCACCGAGCUGCUGUGUGCCCUGUGCGACAGCAGCCUGUCCGGGGUGUCGUGGAAGCGCCGAGCCCUGGGAGGAGUCUCACGAGAAGGUUUCCGCAGAUCUCUGAAGAGGCGCGCCUACGGUGCCCUGCUGUCCAAACUGUUCCAAGACGGCACCAAAGGGUCGUCGUCUUCGUCGGGGCCAAGCGCCACAGCUCGUACGCCGCCCAGGAACAGAGUCCUGAUGAUAAGUUUUGACCUGCGGGUGGCAGGGUGCAGAGAGGAAGCAGAGAGGUUGGAGGAGCAGCUGGGGCGGCUGCAGGGGGACGUCUCCUCCGGCCUCAGUGAAGUGGACGCAGUCCUGGAGCUCCUUGUGCACCUGGCUGGUUCGGCGCCUCCGACCGCGACGUCUUUCAGCAGGGACUACAUGAGGAGAGAGCGGGCCGUGCUGCGGAGGCCUCCACCCUGGGGCUACCAGAGCGAGGAGCUGCAGAGGCUCGAGGCCAGGGCGUGGGGGCUGAUUUGUGGGGAGGAAUGGGGGGCUUUGGAGAGAUCGUACGGAAGUCAGAGGUUGAUGGAUGCGCCGCCGGGCACAGGGCUGCUGGCUCUGAGGACUAAGUUGGAAGCGGAAGAAAGAUUUGAGAGGGAGACCAGGAUGACUCUGUUUGGAGCAAUGCAGCACACUCGCACUGCAGACAUCGACAUAAGACUGGACCUGCCUCCUAUUCCCAGUAACAUUGAUGUCACUGGGUUGGCUAUCAGGGUCCCCCCCUGUUUAGAUCAGUCUGAGGAUGAGGGCUUCCAAUCAGCCUCCAACUUGACCCCAGACUCUCAGUCCGAGCCCAGCCCCGUUCCAGACAUCGAUGUAUGGGAAGCUGUCCGCACUUUUGAGCCUGGAAGACGCCGCUGUUGGGAGUCUGUUGGAUGCCCACCAGGGAAAAGCGAGUCUCUCUAUCUAACGGAGCGAGGCAGGGAGGCCUUCGACCAGCUCUAUCGUCUCUGGGAGGGGGAGAUGAGGGUGGUGAGCACUGGUAUGCCCUCGCCUGUCCUCCCACUGCCCCUGGACUCUCAGUCACAACUGGUGUCUGACCUCCUCAAUGUCCUGAUCGGAGUGGCUUCCACAACAUUCCCUCUUAACCAGAGUGUGCAGUUUGAUGUGAGGCCCGGUGUGUGCGUGUCGGGAGCCUCUCCAGAGAGCGUGUCCCGUCUCUUGGGGGAGCUGGCCCAAUACGGCACCUACUACCUGAGGCUCAGUCGCUUCUCUCUGCAGAGUGCCGAAAAGAAGGGCCUAGUUUUCCAGGCUUUUACAGGUGGUCUGAGGAAGUAUCUCCAUUACUACAGAGCUUGUGUUCUCAGCACACCACCCACACUCAGCCUGUUGACUAUAAGCUUCCUCUUUCGCAAAGUGGGCCGCCAGCUCAGGUACCUGUCAGAGCUGUGCUGUGAAGACGGGCCUUUGGGUGCAGGCCAGGCUACCUUCCCCGUGGGUGUUAAACUGCUGUCCUACCUGUACAAUGAAGCGCAGAAUAACUGCAGCAACGAGAACUAUCCGGUCCUGCUGUCGCUGCUAAAGAACAGCUGUGAACCCUACACAAGGUUUGUGUCUGACUGGGUGUAUAACGGCGUGUUCCGAGAUGUUCAUGGAGAAUUCAUGAUCCAGGUCAACGAAGACUACCUCAGUUUCAGAGACAAACACUUCUGGGUCCAAGGCUACACUCUAAUCUCAAAGGAUGUGGAGGAUUGUGUUCCCAUCUUCCUGAAACACAUCGCCAAUGAUGUGUACGUCUGCGGAAAGACCAUCAACCUCCUCAAGAUCUGCUGCCCACAGCACUACAUCUGCUGGUCGGAGCUGCCGGUGCCUCCCAUUGCUGUCACGUUCUCCCUUCAGGAGGUGGAGGAGAUUGAGAGGGACUGUGCGGUGUACCGCGGACGCAUGGAGAGGAUCGCCAAGCAUAGCGCCAUCAGCAGGGAGGAGCAGGCCCUGCGCACAGAGCAGGCACGCCAGGAGCUGAUCAAUCAGGUCAGGGAGUCCAAAGCCAAAACUCUGGAAAGCAUCCGAGGGCGCCAGGUGUCACAACGUCUGGCUGAAGAGGCCAAGAAGAGGGAGCGUUUUGAGGAGCUGAAACAACACCUGGAGCAGGAGCAAGAGUGGCGAAGCUCAGCCAAGAAGAAGCAGGUGGAUGACGAUUUCAGCUUUGCCAGAGAGCUGAGGGACAGAGAGAAGCGGCUACAAGCCCUGGAGGAGCAGCUGGAGCAGAGAGCCAGGAAAGAGCUGAUUGCUCAGUACAGCCGCCUUUCAGAGGAAGCAGCCCACAGAGAGAGGCGGGCCAUGUGGAGGGUGCAGCGAAUGAGACUUGACGAAGCCCGUGCUCAGUUCUUCAUUCACGACAGACAGCGCAUCGAGGGAAUGCUAGAGAAAUAUCCCUUAGGCCAGGAGAGACCUCCUGUGGAAGUAUUGCCACCUGUUCCCUCAACACAACAACCAACACUGGUAUCUUCCAGUCAGGAGCUGCCAGAGCAGCAGCCAGCUGAGACCCAAGAAGCUGACGCUAUACCAUCACCACCACCUGACCCAUCCUCAUGUGACCCUGCCCUCAUCUCUGACGACGUCGAUAUCAACGAUUUUCUCCCCAAGUCACCAAAUCCUGACAGUCAGCAAGUGGAUACGGCCCUACAGGAGAUUGGGUCUGACCUACCUGAAGUGUGCCCUACAGCACAACUAGUUGACUAUGACUUCUGCGCCCCCUUUAGUCCACUUGAGGGUAUCGCUGCCCAGGCCCCAGUUCAGCCCCGGCCUCGCUGGGGACCUGCUGUCCAGCCUGACCUGAUCCAAAACCACCCCUCUUUUUCUCACAUCCCCAUUGGAGAGAAUAUAUCUCAAGUCCAGGAGAAUGUCCCCAAAACCAGUCCCUUUGGUCAAGCUUCUAAAUCCAGCUUUCCUCUGGGCCAGUAUACCCCAGAGGAGACCCAAAACACAUCUAAAGCCAGUGUUUACAGACGUCCUUCUCGAGCUGCCGCACAUGAAGUAGACGGUACCGGGUCAACCACAGACGACAAGCAAAAAGAAGUUGCCCCUGUGGCAGAACAGGACACUGAAAUGGGCCCUUUGGAAAGGAGAGUAGGCAUAAAAGAAGUUGAAACUGUUGAGCCUAAAAAAGAAGAUGAUGUGGUUGUUACUGCGCUCUCCACCACACCAGGGCAAGACAAAAGUGAGCACAAAGUAGUGACAAAUAUUUCUGACUGUGGUGAUGGGCUGAAAUCACUUGAGGCAAACACUCAGAACAGAUUAGAUGCUCAAGACAAUGUUGAUAAAAAUAUGACUUUGCCAAACAUUCAGGGUCAUGUCUCCAGUGCACACCUAAAGGUUGGAGAGCUGGUUUCUGAUGUUGUUGCCCCUCAACCAUCAGCCAGUGUCCACGGACACUCAUCUGAUGCUCACAUAAAGGUUGGACAGUUUGCGUCAGAGGUGACUGCUCCUCUUUUGUCUCCUCACAUCCAUGGUCAUGCCACAGAUUCCCACAUCGAGAUUAGACAACACGUUUCAGAAGUCGGUGCUCCUCUGCCCUCCCCCAGUGUUCACGGCCAGUCUUCUGAUGCUCACAUAAAAGUUGGGGAAAAUGUCUCAGAAUUUAUCGCUCCUCUUCCUACUCCGAACAUCCACGGCCAUGCCUCAGAUGCCCACCUCAAAGUCGGGGGCCUUAUUUCAACCGUAGUCGCCCCACUGCCCUCGCCUAAUGUCCAUGGUCACAGUUCAGAUGCUCACAUCAAAGUUGGGGAAAAUGUUUCAGACGUUGUUGCACCACUUCCUACUCCGAGUAUCCACGGUCACUCUUCUGAUGCCAAUAUUAAAGUGGGUGAAUUUGUUUCCAACAUAUCUGAAGCAAGACCUCUAGGCAGUAAGCAUGGGCACGCCUCAGACUGCGCGCUUCAGUCCGGCUGUGUGGUGUCUGGCGUUGAGCCGACCGUGUCCCCUCUGCCUGGAAGCUCUUAUGGUCACUCCUCUGACUCAGCGUUAGGUACUGGAUGUGCAGUUUCAGGGGUUGAACCCAAACGUCUCCCUCUACCUGGCAGUGCCCAUGGCCACUCCUCCGACUCAGCGUUAGGUACUGGAUGUGCAGUUACAGGAGUUGAACCCAAACGUCUCCCUCUACCUGGCAGUGCCCAUGGCCACUCCUCCGACUCAGCGUUAGGUACUGGAUGUGCAGUUACAGGAGUUGAACCCAAACGUCUCCCUCUACCUGGCAGUGCCCAUGGUCACUCCUCCGACUCAGCGUUAGGUACUGGAUGUGCAGUUUCAGGAGUUGAACCCAAACGUCUCCCUCUACCUGGCAGUGCCCAUGGUCACUCCUCCGACUCAGCGUUAGGUACUGGAUGUGCAGUUACAGGAGUUGAACCCAAACGUCUCCCUCUACCUGGCAGUGCCCAUGGUCACUCCUCCGACUCAGCGUUAGGUACUGGAUGUGCAGUUUCAGGAGUUGAACCCAAACGUUCCCCACUACCGGGCAGCGCCUACGGCCACUCCUCAGAUUCUUCACUCGGAGUGGGAUGUGUGGUGAAGAGCAAAGAUUGUGGAGAUCAGCAGAAAAUGGAGGACAAUGAUGGUGGUAAAGGUCCUGGUGAGCAGCUGGUCGAGGGCCUGGGGUCCUGGGCUGCUGGCUUCGGUCUGUCGCCUGGAGAACAGUCUGAGCAGGAAUACCUCUUGGCUUUGUCUGCUCAGUACGAGGUGGACCUCUAUGAAGACUGCUACAACCUAAUGGCCUCGUCUCCCGAGUGUCAGCUGCUGAAGCAGGUGACUCGGGGCCCCUGGGGCCUUCCGAUGGACCCCACACUCCGCAGAGCUACAGACACCACCGCGGUCCAACUCAGCGAGAUGGUGUCCCUGCCAGUUCUGAUAAAACACUCUGUCACCGCACCGCUCAUCACACAUGUGUCUUUGGUGAACAAAGCGGUGGUGGACUACUUCUUUGUGGAGCUGGGAGUGGAAAGACACUUUGAAGCGCUGCGUCACUUCCUGCUGAUGGAGGACGGCGAGUUCGCGCAGUCCCUCAGUGACCUGCUCUUUGAAAAGCUGGGCAGUGGGCAGACUCCCGGUGAGCUGCUGACCCCCUUGGUCCUGAACUCCAUCCUCAGCAAGGCCCUGCAGUACAGCUUACACGGGGACACGCCCUUGGCCGGCAACUUCACCUUCGCCCUGCGCUUCUUCCCCGAGACCUUUCACCCACAUGCCCCCGACUCUCUCAACUGUCUCGAGCUACGCUACAAGGUGGACUGGCCGCUGAACAUCAUCAUCACGGACAGCUGCAUGAACAAGUACAACCGCCUGUUCUCGUUCCUGCUGCAGCUCAAACACAUGGUGUGGAGCCUCCGCGACGUGUGGUUCCACCUCAAGAGAACAGCGCUGGUGAAAGGUGCCGGUCGCUCAGUGCAGUUCCAUCAGCUACAGCUCUACAGACACGAGAUGCAGCACUUUGUCAAGGUGAUCCAGGGAUACAUCGCCAACCAGAUCCUGCAAGUGUCGUGGAGCGAGUUCACCGCCAAGCUGGCCGGCGCCAGCGACCUGGACGCCAUCCACCGCACACACGCCGACUACCUCAACAGAGCCAUCUUCAGGGGUUUGCUGACGGAGAAAGCGGCUCCGGUCAUGAACAUCAUCCACAGCAUCUUCAGCCUGAUCCUCAAGUUCCGGGCGCAGCUGAUCGCGCAGGCCUGGGACAGCCAGCACGGCGAGGCGGUGCACCCCAGCUUCGUCGCCAUGCAGCAGUCAUACAACACCUUCAAGUAUUACUCGCACUUCCUUUUCAAAGUGGUGACCAAGCUGGUUAACCGAGGCUACCAGCCCCAUCUGGAGGAUUUCCUCCUUCGCAUCAACUUCAACAACUACUACAAAGACUCCUGAUCUCUGUGCUGGUGUGUGUGUGAAUAAGUUUCACAUGAGCUUAAUGUCACAAUUUCACCUAAAUUUGAUUUCUGUUAAAUACCUAUCCAAUGCACGUCAAUACAGAUAAUCUGACGUAUGUGAUGAAUGGAGUUAUUCUGGCCAUCAUCCGUCUGCAGGAUACAUUAAAACCCACCUGGAUGGUGUGUGUUGAGGAAGGGUUUGACAUUGAGAGCACAUUAUGUAAUCACCUCACAUCGCCGUGCAUGAUGUGAACUCCAGGCCCGCUGCUUGAUUAAUUAGACUGCUUCUAAAAUUUGUAUGCUGCCAAAGUUUUGUAAUUGCGACGAAGGUAACGCCUGUAAUGAACCGUAAUGCCUCCCGUGCUCAGGUGCGUCUCCAGCUGUGCAGAUUUAAGUUGCGUUAAAAAAGAAACAUUUGUAUGUAUGCAAGUAUAUGUAAAUAGUGAAGGCAAAUGCUUUGUUUAAUAAAUGCUCUAUUCUUUGCCGUU